Prunus armeniaca (apricot) is the source of this 1548-nucleotide messenger RNA. The record is from the annotation of a GenBank genome assembly. Lineage: Eukaryota; Viridiplantae; Streptophyta; Magnoliopsida; Rosales; Rosaceae.
AUGGCGUCGGGUCUCCUCCGCCUUGUGUUAUUUGUAUCUCUGAUUGCUCUGUCUUUGGCCCGUGGUGGAAACGACAUGGUUUUGGACACCGAUUCCACCCCCAAAACUCCCUCCUGUAACAACCCUUACCUAAUGGCAAAGGUUAGGAAUUGGGUUAAUGGCCGUGAAGCCGAAACUUUUGAAGGGGCUGGGGCGAAGUUUGGGGCUUUAUUGCCUUCCGAAAAAGAAAACGCCGACAAAUUGCCUGUUUUAUCUGGCGCUAUUGCCUUGUCUGCCCGUGGCGAUUGUGAGUUCUCCGUUAAGGCAAAAAUUGCACAGUCAGGAGGUGCUAAAGCGCUGGUGGUGAUAAAUGACGACGAAGGUCUUGCCAAGAUGGCUUGUCCUGAGGAUAGCACUUCUUUGAACAUUUCGAUUUUUGUUGUGAUGAUUCCAAAGUCAAAUGGAGAAGCUCUCAAGAAAUCUAUUCAAGAUGGAAAGAAAGUGGAGCUUCUAUUAUAUUCCCCCAAGCGUCCAGUGGUGGACUUCUCAGUUGUGUUCUUGUGGCUAAUGGCUGUGGGAACAAUAAUAGUUGCCUCAUUUUGGUCAAAGAUUACUGCUCCUGAGAAGUCUGAUGAGCGCUAUAAUGAACUGGCAGAAAAGGAAUCUAAUGCUGGAACAGCGAAAGAUGAUUCUGAGGACGAAGUCAUGAAUCUUAGCGUGAAGGGUGCUGUGUGUUUUGUCAUAACAGCAUCCGUUUUUCUGUUGCUACUAUAUUUCUUUAUGUCUACGUGGUUUGUCUGGGUCCUGAUCGUACUUUUCUGCAUUGGCGGUAUUGAGGGAAUGCAUAAUUGUCUAUUAAGCCUGAUUUUGAGAACAUGGAGAAGUGGUGGACGGAAGACAAUAACUUUGCCUCUCCUGGAUGAGGUGUCGAUUCUCUCACUUCUUGUGCUGGCUUUGUGUGUGGGGUUUGCAGUUUUCUGGGUUGUAACACGACGGGCAUCAUAUUCGUGGGUUGGCCAAGAUGUUCUUGGUAUCUGCUUGAUGAUAACAGUCUUGCAAAUUGCUCGAUUACCUAAUAUCAAGGUUGCUACCGUACUACUUUGUUGUGCAUUUGUCUACGACAUCUUUUGGGUAUUCCUGUCACCCUUAAUGUUCAAAGAUAGCGUCAUGGUUGUGGUUGCUAAAGGUGACAGUAGUGGUGAAGGCCUACCAAUGCUCUUGAGAAUCCCUCGCUUUUUUGACCCCUGGGGUGGUCAGAACAUGCUUGGCUUUGGGGACGUUCUGUUUCCGGGUUUGCUUAUUGUAUUUUCUUACAGGUUUGACAAAGAAAAUAAGAAGCGUGGAAUUAGCGGAUAUUUCCUUUGGACUUGGUUUUACGUACCUGGGUUUAUAUCUCAUGAACGGGAAUGGUCAGCCUGCUCUCCUAUAUCUUGUUCCAUGUACACUAGGUGUUACGGUGUUUUGGGACUGAUAAGGCGUGAGCUAAAACAACUUUGGGAUUAUGGAACGGAGCCAGAGGUAUCGCGAAAUACCGUUGAGCCUGCUGUAGAAGGCACUAGAUCAGUCUGA